This is a messenger RNA of Nelumbo nucifera (sacred lotus), 835 nucleotides long. RefSeq names its product dehydrin DHN4-like. Lineage: Eukaryota; Viridiplantae; Streptophyta; Magnoliopsida; Proteales; Nelumbonaceae. The record is from RefSeq and is a predicted model, not a curated record. Gene Ontology annotation, cellular component: cytosol. Gene Ontology annotation, biological process: cold acclimation; response to abscisic acid; response to water deprivation.
UCAGGGAAACCAAACAUUGAUCAGUCAAACUGUUUCUGUUGCUUUUAAUUCACAUUCACAGUUUCUCCAGCUACCUCCUUCACGGUGGUAUUCAGUGUUCUAGUUUACGUCCUUCUCUGUAAAAGAAAAAAUGGCGGAUUUGCGAGACCAGUACGGCAAUCCCGUUCACCAAUCGGGCACAGGGGGCGCUCAUCAUGACACUGGCUCCGGGAUGGGCACUGGGGGUGCCUAUGGCACGGGCCACGGGAUGGGCACAGGGGGCGCUCAUCAUGACACUGGCUCCGGGAUGGGCACUGGGGGUGCCUAUGGCACGGGCCACGGGAUGGGUGCCCAAGCCGGCAUCGGUGGUGGGCAGAAGCAGCUUCAUCGCUCCGGCAGCUCGAGCUCUAGUUCGUCGGAGGAUGAUGGACAAGGUGGAAGGAGGAAGAAAGGAUUGAAGGAUAAAAUAAAGGAGAAGUUGCCGGGAGGGCGCAAGGAAGAGCAGCGGCACGACGCAGGGACGGGGCAGCAGACCCAGGAGAAGAAGGGAAUGAUGGACAAGAUCAAGGAGAAGCUACCCGGCGGCAACCGCUAGAUGGCGAUAGAGACUAUGGAAUGGGCCGGUGUGGGCUUAGGCUGCCUUUUCCUACUUUCUACUUUGUUGUUAGUAGUGGUAGGCUCGUAGCUGAAGCUCGGCGUUUGCUGUUUAGUCUUAUUAUCACCAAAAGACUUUUAAAGCCUAUACUACAUAUGAUGUCUACGUGUGUCUGUGACUGUAUAUGUAAGUAAUAAACCGGACUGUCGUUGACUUCUUGCUUGUUAUUGUUCUUAUCAGUACAAAUUAUAUAUAUUUAUA